Molecule: messenger RNA, 799 nt
Organism: Protomyces lactucae-debilis
Lineage: Eukaryota; Fungi; Ascomycota; Taphrinomycetes; Taphrinales; Protomycetaceae
Product: ras-related protein rab-like protein-10
Exons: 3
Coding region: 1-603 (200 amino acids)
Molecular function (GO): GTP binding; GTPase activity
Source: RefSeq, a predicted model, not a curated record
AUGAGCGACAUAGAAACAAUCAAGCUCCUCCUCAUCGGCAACAGCAGCGCAGGCAAGUCCAGCUUACUCCUGCGCUUCACCUCCGAUACGUAUGCAGAAGAGGAUAAUCAGGCGACAAUCGGCGUCGACUUCAAAACAAAGCUCAUCAACUUUCGCGGCCAAAAAGUCAAGUUGACCAUCUGGGAUACAGCAGGUCAAGAACGAUUCAGAACGCUCACAUCUUCCUACUAUCGCGGCUGUCAAGGCGUUCUCAUCGUCUAUGAUGUGACGUCGCGUGCCUCAUUCGAUCAAUUACCCCGCUGGAUGGCAGAGCUCGACUCACAUACAGCAGAACAAGAUGUCGUGACCUUUGUUGUUGGCAACAAGACUGAUCGGCAAGGUCGGACAGUGACCAGGGAAGAAGGCGAAGCACUCGCAAAGAAAUUGCACGCAGAUGGGUAUUUUGAGGCAAGUGCCAAGGAUAAUGUCAAUGUACGGAGCAUCUUUGUUAGUUUGACGGAGGAGAUCCUCAAACGCAGAGCAGAGAAGCCCAGUCCUGCUACUGCUUCAUCGACUGUUCGCAUGGAUGCUGGACAAGCUGAUGAUUCGUCUUGUGCCUGUUGAGCAUAUUGAAAAGCCUUGUAUGACAUCUUGUACAUUUUCAGCGUAUUGGCCAAUCCUUUUCAUCUAUCAUCCUCCUCUUGUCGCUGCUCGCCGAGCUUCUCCUCUUCAUCUCUGAUGAAAGUCUCCAGGACCUGCUUAAACUCAGCAGGCUUCUCUGCUUGCACCCAGUGGCCGGCGUCGAUAUCCUUGAUCUGAA